AUGUCCGAGUUGGUAUCGUACCAUUCACCCUGGAGUCGGUUGUUUCUGGCUGCUCGGCUCCUAUUGGUUGUCGAAGUUGUCCUCCUCUGUGCUGGCGGAAUCGUGAAAGGUUCCAGUACAGCCCACGCCAAAGUGGGAGAAGACCUGAUUAAAGCGGGUUACGUGGUACUUGCUUGCAGUCUAUCAACUCUUGUCUUCUUGGGAUACAUUGUAUGGCGAGAGGGGCCCGCCCGAAUGGUGGGAGGAAGAAAGUACAUGGUGGCGGUGACCAUUGCAACUCCCCUCUUGACGAUUCGUCUGGUCUACGGUUUCCUAGCCGUCUUUAACCCUACCUCGUCCACGUGGGCCGGCGUCGAAGGCAGCCUUGCCGCCUACACUCUCAUGUCGCUCUUACCCGAAUACAUCUCAGCUGUUCUGCUGAUUGGGGCGGGGCGGCUUGCCUUACGGGAUGUCAGGGCCGAAAAAAGAUCGGGUCGAUCUGUGCGUCUCCAUGAGAGGGCGCCUGCCGGACCUUAA
This is a messenger RNA of Exophiala spinifera, 516 nucleotides long. RefSeq lists its product as uncharacterized. Bases 1 to 516 code for a protein of 171 amino acids. The transcript is spliced from 2 exons. Lineage: Eukaryota; Fungi; Ascomycota; Eurotiomycetes; Chaetothyriales; Herpotrichiellaceae. The record is from RefSeq and is a predicted model, not a curated record.